Molecule: messenger RNA, 578 nt
Organism: Tarenaya hassleriana
Lineage: Eukaryota; Viridiplantae; Streptophyta; Magnoliopsida; Brassicales; Cleomaceae
Product: transcription and mRNA export factor SUS1
Exons: 5
Coding region: 111-455 (114 amino acids)
Biological process (GO): poly(A)+ mRNA export from nucleus; regulation of transcription by RNA polymerase II; positive regulation of DNA-templated transcription
Cellular component (GO): nuclear pore; SAGA complex; DUBm complex
Molecular function (GO): chromatin binding; transcription coactivator activity
Source: RefSeq, a predicted model, not a curated record
CCAGCAUUGCCUUCGUCUCCAUGGUUUAGUGGUAGCUCUGCAGCAGAUUCUGGAAAGAUUCCUUCCGUCAAAGUUCCGAGUUCUUGAUCUUGACCAAUCUCAUCAAGCUCAUGAAACACUCGGUGAAUCGGCCUCCGACACCGGAAGCAGAUGCGGCCGAUGCUCACGGGAACGACGAGCUGACGCUCCGUGAAAUCAUAAACAUCAAGCUUGUCGAGAGCGGAGAGAAGGAGAAUCUGAUGGAGCUCGUGAGGGAUCGACUGGUGGAGUGUGGUUGGAAGGAUGAAAUGAAUGCUCUUUGCAGGGAGUAUGUAAGGAAGAAAGGCAGAAAUGAUGUUACAGUGGAUGAACUGAUACGAGUGAUUACUCCAAAGGGCAGAGCUUCAGUGCCAGACGGUGUCAAGGCAGAGCUGUUGCAGAAAAUUCGAAGUUUCAUAGUGUCAGCUGCUCGUUGAUGUGUCUUCAAACUUUAUCAAACAAUCACACAUCAUCACCACAUAUAUACACUGCAAAGGUAUUAGAGGAGAUUGUAUUCUCGAGCUCCAUGGAGCCAAGCAUCGUUAGAACAUAUCUUCGUU